UUUCGGUGUACAAUGGCACCAAUUGUGUUUGUCCUUGCCCUUCUCCUCGGAUUUGCAAAGGGAGACUACCCAUGCCUGUGCUCUUACCAGGUGCAGACGGCAAUUUACGCGAGACCAGACGAGAAUUCGAAUGUGGAUGGAUACCUAUUAGAAUCUGACUGUAAACCGUUCUAUGAUCUACCAGGGAUUGACGAGAAAUUUGCAGCCAUUGGAAUCGAAAAUAGGUACGGCUACAUCGUGAGGAAUUCAGAUAUACAAAUUCAAAAAUGCCAGGGAAACAUUCCAGCAAUAUAUCUAGUAAUACCAUCACCACCACCAACAACACCGACGUCCACUACAACAACACCGUCCUCCACGCCGACCUCUAAACCGACCUCCAUUACAACAACACCAACCUCCAUUACAACAGCACCGACCACUGUUGCAAAAACAACUUCUAUGCCAACAACAAGCCCGUUACGUACUUCUACAGCUGCUAUGUCACUGAUGGGGAAAUGCCUGUUGCGACUUGGUCACCCCAACUCCACACACGUGUCCACCGACGGAUUGUACUGCUUCCAGUUCAUAGACACCAAACAGUCUUGGAUGCACGCCAAAGAAGACUGUGCAAGAAGGAAUGGACAUUUGUUGUCCAUUGAAAGCGAGAGAAAAACUAACUUCAUAUACAAGAUGCUAACGAAAAUUCCGUACGUGCAGCCAAUCUGGAUAGGACUACAUGACAGGACCUCGGAGGAGAAGUGGCAAUGGGACUCCGGUAUUCCUGCUACAUACUUUAACUGGAUGCCGGGCCGUUUCGUCGACCAGUACCAUAGCACCGAGGAUUGGGUAGUGUUCGUCCAUGCACGUCAUGGCCAAUGGGACGAUAUGGACUGUGACGGAAUAUCCUACGAGAUAGUCCUGUCCUUCCCCUACAUCUGUCAAUUCCGUCUUUAGAGGAGUUCCUUGCCGUGUUUGUAUUUAGUCGAC
Molecule: messenger RNA, 966 nt
Organism: Mya arenaria
Lineage: Eukaryota; Metazoa; Mollusca; Bivalvia; Myida; Myidae
Product: brevican core protein-like
Exons: 7
Coding region: 13-933 (306 amino acids)
Molecular function (GO): signaling receptor activity
Source: RefSeq, a predicted model, not a curated record